Alnus glutinosa is the source of this 456-nucleotide messenger RNA. Its product is annotated as dolichyl-diphosphooligosaccharide--protein glycosyltransferase subunit 4A-like. Lineage: Eukaryota; Viridiplantae; Streptophyta; Magnoliopsida; Fagales; Betulaceae. The record is from RefSeq and is a predicted model, not a curated record. The transcript is spliced from 2 exons. The coding region runs from base 77 to 190 and encodes 37 amino acids.
UCAACGACAGACUUUUGUCUUCGUCUCCGAGAACUGUUACUGCCCCUUGGCGUCUUCGCAUCUGAUCUACCAAAAGAUGGUUGAUGAUCAAGACCUUGGGUUUUUUUCUAGUUUUCUUGGCGUUUUUAUUUAUGUUCUGGUGAUUGCCUAUCAUUACGUGAUGGCUGAUCCAAAAUAUGAAGGCAGCUGAAAACUUGGUCAUUCAGGAUAGAAGCAAACUUCUUGAAAAAUUAGUGAAAGAUACCUCUAUCAUGUCAAUUUUGUUUUCAUAACUAUUAUGCAAGUUUGAUCUAACUACAGUUUUUGCUAAUAUCCUUUUAUCAUUUGUCAUCUUCAUAUGCAAACCCAAUUAUUGGUACUUUUGAAAGUUAUAAUGAUAUCUGAUUCACGUCAGUAUUGUUUGGUGUGAUCAGGUAUGACCAAGUUAAUAGUCUUUGCCAAUUAUUUCAGCUGUCA